Molecule: messenger RNA, 3765 nt
Organism: Anopheles coustani
Lineage: Eukaryota; Metazoa; Arthropoda; Insecta; Diptera; Culicidae
Gene: tous
Product: cilia- and flagella-associated protein 57
Exons: 8
Coding region: 1-3672 (1223 amino acids)
Molecular function (GO): protein binding
Source: RefSeq, a predicted model, not a curated record
AUGGAGAAAACCAACCGAUCCAAGCAAAUUUCGAUUGUCCCGAAAAAUGCGUACGGCCUGCGGACGGACAUCCUCGGCAAUGUGCACUUUACGCUGAAGCAGGAAAUCAUCUAUCCGGUGGCUGGAGUGUUGGCCAUCCAUGACUAUACGACGAAUAAGCAAAAGUUUUUAAGAUUCCCGCAAAAUUGUCACCCAGAAAGAAUCGUCAUCAGCCCCAACCGGAAGUUUAUUGCCGUCGCAGAAAGAACGAACGAUAACAAAUCGAUGGUCAACAUCUACGAGAUCGAAACGUUACGGAAACGGAAAACUCUGCAGCUUCCCCCGGACUGUCCCAAUACGCAAAUCGGUAACAUCUGCUUCACGCAUGACUCCCGCGGAGUGGCGGUCCUGUCGGUCGAACCGGACGCGUUCCUCUCGAUCUUCUCGUUCGACAAGAACGACUCGCUCAUCAUUGGCCGUGCGUCGAACUCGAGCCAGCAGGGGCAAGCCAUCUAUUUGUCCUGCAACCCAAACGAUGCCACGAUCGUCGCCGUCGGCGGUUUCUACAUGCUGAAGAUAAUGAACCGCACCGACAAGGGUUUCGGUCAGAUUGGCACGAUCAAGGGUGACGAUCUGCUGAUCACGUCCAUGACCUGGCUGUCGUCGGAGGUGCUGGCGGCCGGGACGGCCGAAACCGAGAUCAUCUUUGUGGAGUCGGGCGAGCUGAAGAUCAAGCAGCGGGCGGACGAGAUCGAAACGGUCGAUCUGUCCGGCGAGGGCGACCCGAACCUGGUGACCACUCCGGCGGAAGUUGCAGGGCUGAAGCACGAUCACCAUGAUGUCCUGUGUUUGACGCAGUUCGAGAAGGGUUUUCUGUACGCGAUCCACAACGUGGUGCACGUGUUCGAGCGGGAGACGAACUACAACUUUCGCAAAAAGUCCAUCAUCCGCAUCCCGAUCACGCUGUACGAGGAGCAGCUGUACAAGAUCGAGAACGUGGCGGUAAACCACGAACAGGACACGAUCGUCGUAGCGACGAAGCAUUCGCAGCUGUACAUUGGCAUGCUGAUCGUGCCGGAGACGCUCAAGAUCAGCGAGCUGGUUUUUCAGCAUCUCGGAGAACCGUUGCACAUCAGUGGGAUCAUUGGGAUGGCCGUUUGCUCAUGGAAACCAAUCGUCAUGACUGCAUCUCGUGACUUAACGAUCCGCGUGUGGAACUACGAAACGAUGAAGGUGGAACUGGUUAAAAAGUACCAGAUUGAGAUCGGUGUAAUCGCCCUCCAUCCAUCCGGCUUCUUCGCUGCCGUUGGCUUUAUCGAUCUGCUCCGUCUGCUUCAAAUUCAACUGGACGAUCUGAAGGAAACUAAAAGCUUCAAUCUGGCCAACUGCACGCAGCUACAAUUUUCGAACCAGGGCCACCUGCUGGCCGCUGCUCACGGCAAAUCGAUCACGCUCAUCUGCAUCUUCACGUUUGAGAUUGUGCAGACGCUCCGCGGGCACAACGGUGCCAUCCUUAGCCUGUCCUGGUCGACGGACGAUGCGAUCCUCGCGUCCGGUGGGAACGAUGGUGCAAUUUACAAGUGGAAUGUGGUGACGGGCGAGCGAUUGGAAGAGGUCGUACAGAAGGGCAUCCAUUAUCGUUCCCUGGCGCUAACUGCCGAUGCACAUUCCGUGUAUUCCAUCACCAAUACGGGACUGAUCCGGGAGGUUGCCAAGUCGGAUAUUGCACGCGAGUUUAAAAUCCCCGAACUAACCCCGCUCACCGAUAUGGCCCUGGCUCGAUCCGAUGCGAUCCUCUUCGUGGGCAGCGUGAAAGGCCAUCUGUACAACGUGCAGGUCCCGCUGGUCGACACGAGCAGUGGCAACUGUACGAACUUUCGGUUCUUCAACACAAAGGUGACUAAAAUAUGCAUCACGUACGACGACUGCACCCUUAUCACGGCCGCCGACGAUGGCACGCUGAUCGUGUGGCACAUUCUGAACAACGAGGGCAAAACGGCACGCCACGCCCCGGAGCUGGGACGCUGCUCGGACGUACUGAUCGCGCGGCAGGAACUGAUCGAGAAGAACGACUCGAUCAGCACGCUGGAGAUGCGCAUCCAGCAGCAGAGCAUGGAGUUUCAGUACAAAAUGAAGCAGGGUGAUGCGUUUCACUCGGAGCAGAUGCGUGACAUCCACAAGGACUAUUGUGCUGCGAUCGAGAACCUUAAGAAAAAGAACAUCGAAAUGGAGCAAGCGCACACGGAGGAGUUCAAUUUGAUCACGGCCAGCAUUGCCCAGGCCAAGGAGGAGCACCAAAAGGAAAUGAUGGACUUUGAGGCGCAGUUCCACGAGAAGAUCAUCCUGGAGUACGACAAGCUGUCGAGCAUGAAGAGCAAGAUGGACUCGAUGCGGGAAGAGUACGAGGUGAAGCUGCGCCGUUCGGCCGGCUGCUUGCAGGAUACCAUCGAAUCGAUGGAAGCGGAUCAGAAAAAGAUGCUGAGUGAAAAGCAGGAAAUCAUCGACAACAUGCUCAAGGAUAUGGAUCGAAAGCGAGCCGAGUUCGACGAGUAUUGCCGCCAGGUGGACGUCGACAACGACCGGCACAAGGUGGAGCUGCAGCUGCAGUACGAGAAGAAGCUCCAGGAGGAGGAGGAAAAUUCAAUCAAGUGGCGCGGUGAGGCGGGUGUGCUGAAGAAAAAGUUCUCCACAUUGAGCCGCGAAGCCGAGGCGUACCGGAAGGAGAUUGAAACGAUGCAGGCGCAGCAUGGCAAGUUUCAGCAAAGCAUUCGCCAGCACCAGCGCGACAUCGAGGCACUGCGCAGGGAGGUGGCCGAACGCGACGGAACCGUUCGGGACCGGGACCGGAAACUGUUUGAGCUGGGCAAAAAGACGGCCGAGCUGGACAAGUACAAGCAGGUCCUGUCGAUGAAGAUCACCGAACUGCGGGCCCAGAUCGAGCCGAAGGAUCGCGAGAUCAAGGAGCGGAAGGAGUUCAUCCUCGAGAUGGAGAAAAAGCUGGACGAACUGCAGCAGCACAACAAGCAGUACGAGCUGCAGCUUCAGGAACUGCGCGACAAGUACUACGGCAUCGAUCUGGAGCUGCGUCGGGAGCGUAAUAAAUUCCGCAACGCCAAGGCACAGUAUCAGCGGGUUUGCGGUGAAAUCUACAACGUCUCCGGAUUGAUCCAGCGACCGGAGGAGCUAAAGCGCUGCGUCAAGGAACUCUGCCACCGGUACGGCGACGACAAGGAGCUGCAGAAAUCGCUCGCCCUCGACGAGGACGUGCAGAACGAGUUCCUCCGGCAGCGCGAAUACCUCGAGCGGAUGACGAAGAGUGCCAAACAGAAGGCCAUCGGACAGCGGAAGGACGCCGGCGAGUCUCUGAAGCUGAUGAAGGAAAACAUGGAGCUGCUGGCGGAGUUGAACAAACUGCGCGAGCUGUUGAACGAAAAGCAACGGGCCUGCACCCGGAUGGAAGCGCUGUUGGGACUGUCCAGCAAAGCGAUCUCACCGCGUGAGGCGAAAGAAAAGUUGGAAAAAGCCGUUGCGGAUCGUGACGCAAUCGAGCAGCAACACAGGGAGCAGGUGGCAAAAUUGGAGGAACUGAUCCGGACACUUUCGAGCGAAAACCAAACGUUGCGGGCGGAACUGGUGGCCCAAAACACGCGCCCAAAACUUCCUCCAGCGGCCGCUGGUGCUGGCGGCAAGUAGGCGAUCGAUGAUCGCGAACACUUUUAUAGGAAAAAAACAGGACACACUUUCUUUCACCGGCAAAAGGCGUUGUUGGUGGGAAAAUCUUUUUAG